AAACGUUCGUCUUCGCCGUCUUCGCCGUCAUUGACACGUAGCAAUGUCUGAAUCGGCUCGCAAAAAGCAGCGCACCACCUCACAUAACUCGGAAGCGCCUGGCGAUGCAGAGGAAGGGACCCCAAAUUCAAAUCUACGCCAGUUAGCAGGUGUAAUCCCGAAACCAAUAACUCCUUUCCGCAGAGCAUCCAGUGCAGGUCCAACGUCAGGAAGUCGGCGAACCCCAAACAUUGCAAUUCGAACCCCAGGGACUGCUGCACGAACACCACGAGGAGGGCCGACAACGCGCCCGAUUACCGCCCGACGAGCUGCACCCACUACGCCUCAUGCUAUUCUAGCUCUUAGAGAACGCGCUGCUAGGACGCCGGGUCACAAUCGAAGAAGGAGCGGAAGAAUACAAAGAGAGACUCCGAGAGAUACACUGCGCAAUCUGAGUAGAGUCCUUGCCCGCACCACCCAGGCAGUCCAGCCGUCUGAGAUCCCAGAACCCCCACCACGGAACCCCGCUCUUGACCUCCCAGACAUCGAAGAUGGCCCUGACCUCAUUGCCCCUCGUCUUUCAAUGCCUCUUGGAGAUAUGUACGAUGAUGACAGCUUCCACGAAGCUCCACCAAGACAAUCGCUCCUUCCUGAACUUCCAGACGACGUGGACACGGGAACGAUGCAUUCCCUCGAGUUCGGAAGGCGGGCUCUUAGUGAGGACCCCCGGAUAAUGUUUACAACGAGAGUCAGUGAGCGCUUUGCCGACUUGAACGAGCUGGGUGUUGAUGGCGAUGAGUUUGAAGUUGACGGAACAUUCAUCAAUAGGAGACCUACUGCAGACCAGGAUCAACUCCUUGAUGAAGCUAUUGACGAAGUCUUGGACGAUACCACUACGGAGAUACGGGCACUGACAGGCCGACGAGAUGGACGGCCUAGUGAUAUUAACCUUGGUGUAUUCGGUGAUAUGGAUGAGCCAGACGAGCCAACGUUUCGAUUCACCAUACCCCCGCGCAUCCAAGUUCCACUACAAGAAGAAGCACCACAAGACCUCGAUGGCUAUGAAGAUGCUGGCAUGUACGCGGGUUUGGGGGUGCAACCUGAUAUCAUAGCAUCUGACGACGAAGACGAUGCCGUUGGGGGCGGAGAAAUGCUAGGCUGGGAAUCAGACGAUAACGAAGGCGAGGACCAAGAUCUCCAAGCUUAUCGCGGGGAAGCUUCAGCAGUGGACCGUAGCUUGCUCCCACAAUCACCCGAGCCGCGUACUGGAAAUAAAGGCGGAGCUCGCACGCAACGAAAGGAAACGAAAAUCUCUCCACUUGGCAACGAAUACCGUUCACUUCCUGCAUCCAUAGUUAAGCGCCUUGCAACCAGCUUCGCGAAAGCUCAGGGCAGUAAGGCAAAGAUUGACCAAGACACCCUUGCCGUCAUUAUGUCGACAACAGAUUGGUUCUUUGAGAAGCUGGGAGAGGAUCUGGUAGCAUAUUCGCAGCAUGCGAAACGGAAGGUGAUUGAGCAGAGGGACGUGAUUGCGCUGAUGAAGAGGCAACGUCAAAUCACGGCCACUAACACGUGCUUUUCUCUCGCGCAGAAGAUGCUUCCAAGGGAGCUAUUGCAAGAACUUCGAAUGGAGCCUCUGCCGAAGCUGAAGGGGGGAAGACAGAAGAGGAAGCGCAUGGAGACAAUCGAGGAAGAAGAUAGGGAGUGA
This is a messenger RNA of Lindgomyces ingoldianus, 1687 nucleotides long. RefSeq lists its product as uncharacterized. Bases 44 to 1687 code for a protein of 547 amino acids. NCBI's taxonomy places the organism in Eukaryota, Fungi, Ascomycota, Dothideomycetes, Pleosporales, Lindgomycetaceae. The record is from RefSeq and is a predicted model, not a curated record. The transcript is spliced from 4 exons. Gene Ontology annotation, biological process: resolution of meiotic recombination intermediates; replication fork processing. Gene Ontology annotation, molecular function: protein heterodimerization activity; chromatin binding. Gene Ontology annotation, cellular component: FANCM-MHF complex; Fanconi anaemia nuclear complex.